Trichoderma citrinoviride is the source of this 5635-nucleotide messenger RNA. RefSeq lists its product as hypothetical. The record is from RefSeq and is a predicted model, not a curated record. The transcript has 3 exons. NCBI's taxonomy places the organism in Eukaryota, Fungi, Ascomycota, Sordariomycetes, Hypocreales, Hypocreaceae. Gene Ontology annotation, cellular component: small-subunit processome; 90S preribosome; t-UTP complex. Gene Ontology annotation, molecular function: snoRNA binding. The coding region runs from base 48 to 5474 and encodes 1808 amino acids. Gene Ontology annotation, biological process: maturation of SSU-rRNA from tricistronic rRNA transcript (SSU-rRNA, 5.8S rRNA, LSU-rRNA); positive regulation of transcription by RNA polymerase I.
CCACCUCAACCCCCAAUUCCCGACCUGGAUCCUCCCCUCUCGACAUAAUGGCGACCUCGCUCGCCCAGCAGCUGGCGCAGGUUGCCGCAAACUCCAAGUCGAGCUUGGACAUCAAGGCGCAAAGGGCCGCGCACUCAAAGUCGCUGAUCUGGGAACCUCGAGUCGCCGCCGCGCAGAGCUAUCAGACCCUUUAUGCCACAUGCCACCAGGGCUUCGAAGAGCUCUGCCAGCUCGAUGCUCGAUUCAAUCCCUUCCAACAGACGCUCUUUAACGAGUCGAGCCAGGAUCAAGACCGGAACCAGCUCACAAUUGCCGAGAAUGAGGAGCUGGAUCGUCACAUCGAGGCGUUUCUGCGGCUCGUGGGCAGCCGUUUGAGGCUGAUGCCCGCCAUCAAGGCCGUUGAGUGGCUGAUUAGACGAUUCAACGUUCAUGUGGAGAAUACGUCAAUUCUGCUCAUGACCUUUCUGCCAUACCACUCCAUCACCGCAUUCGCAACCCUCCUCUCCAUUCUGCCGCCCAAGAUCCCAAGCCAGUUCCGGUUCCUGGACCCCUACAUUCGGUCACUAACGCCGCCUCCCCGAUCCAUCAUCGUCCACCAGGCCAUCCACCACGUCGAUUUCCUCGUUGCCGUGUCCGAAUACACCCUCGAAUCGUGUCGGAAAGGCUAUCAGUACCCGGCACUCAUCACCUUCUGGGGCGGUCUCAUUACCGAGUCGGUGAGCGGCAUCUUGGAUCGCACCAAGUCUGGCCGAGCGGCGGUGCAGAGCGACAACAGCCAGGCGCUGCUGCACAGACUCGGCCCCAUCUUUGCCGAAUCCCUGGUCAUGAAGAAGGUCCCCAGCCUUCAGAUUGCCUCCUACAUGGCCAUGACCGUCUUUGUCUCAAAGGGCGACCUGCACGACAAUGCCGUCACGGCGCUGAUGCAGCAGCUGGUCCACGGUUGGACUGCCGACACCGUUCGAGCCGGCCUGGUAUGCUUGACGAUACUGGCCCAGUUCCGAUCCGCGAAGCAGAUGAGCAGCAAAGUUACCAGGGCAUUGAUGAAGGUCCAGGAUAUUGGCAGCCUCCUCGUCGAGAUUGGACGCGAGCGCCGUGUGGACAAGCUGGCCAACGGGCUGUGCUUGGCAUUGGUGGAGAGGCUGGUGAAGAAGGGCGAUUCGCGAGGCCUUGCGACGAUUACCACGAUUCUGGGCAGCAACAUACUCAAGGACAAGCAGGUUUCCGUCAUCUUCAAGUCGCUGCUCCUAACCGCUCACGAGCUCAACGACGAAAACGACAAGGACGGCUCUCUUCGAAGGGAUGUCGGCUCUACCCUGAUUUCUCUGUCGCAAACUACCGGAUCGGCCGGCGCGGUCAUUCAGUCGGUCAUUGAGGAGGUCAAAUUCGAUAUCGAGGAGCUGGAGAUGAAACUGGACCUCGUGUUCCGCACGAGGAAGCUGCCCGAAUACGCGAGAGAAGACGAGGGAGGUGACGCUGCUAUUCAAGCACAACUAUCCCAGGACCCUGAGGCAAGCCUUACUGAGUUGGCCAGCACUUCGGAAUCUCUCUCUUCUUCUCUCGUGUCUGACGGCGAUGCGCUCUUCUCCAAACUCAGCGAUGUAUUUGUGUCGAUUGUCUCUGAUCAGACUCCACGAAAGACGGAACUUCUCGGCCAGCUCGAUCAGUUUCCCAAGCUCAAACGUGAAUCGGCGCUCCAAGACUGCACAUACUUUAGCUUCUUUAUCCGGAUCUGGUGCGGCCUAUAUCCAGCACUGGCACGGACUGCGGCGUUGGAUAUGGUGAGGAACAGGCUGAAGGCGGCAACUGAGUCUGCGGUGGAUAUCCAGGCUCUCAUCCCUUACUGCGUUGCCGCUCUGGGCGAUCCUUCGAAGCGUGUGCGCCAAGCAGCAGCGGAUCUGAUCACCGUUGCAGCUGGUUUCUACAAGCCUCCCUUUGCUAAGAAGUCGACGAAUGCAUGGGGUGCCGAGUCACUAUACGGAAAGGCCAAGUCCAAGGAUGUUGCCGCUCUGGGAGUGGAUGUCGCUUGCAGAUUUCUCCAACUUCAGCUUCUGCCGGCUGUUGAGGAGUGCGUCAUGGACCCUGAGCACAUCUCUGCUGUCCUCAAAUCCGCCAUUGAGACCGGAAAAUACCAAGUCGCCCCUGAGCCGUCCCUGGACAAGAAAGACCACCUGUCGCACUCUGGCAGACAGGCGCUGCUGACAUUCUUCGCCUCCCACAUUGUUGCGACUCCGCUGAUGCUUGUCAAGAGCAGACUGCUCAAGUCUCUCAACGACAUCCGCGGCGUUUCAAACGUGACACGCACACAGCUCCUUCUCCCCGCUCUGCAGUGGUGGGCCAGCUUGACAGAUGCCGAGGCGACUGAGAUCUGCGCCUCUCAGCAGCUGGACAAGGCGGUCUUGGACGCUCAGUUCAUCGACAUUAUCGUUCCCAACGACCCGGCUGGACUGGAAUUCGUCUUCACCCUUCUCAAAGACAAGGCGAACGACGCAAGGCCAGGCCUCAUCCGAGCAGCCUUCUCCCGUAUCAAGAAGAUGUGGUCUAUGAUGAAGGAUGAAAUGAAGUUUAUGGUGGCGGAGCAGUUCUUGGAACUCUCACAAGAAGCCGAGACUCCUGCCUCUGGCACUACUGAGUCCAUCAUCCCAGCCGAGGCAGCGGACCUUCUCCGGUCCGUCACCCUGACGACAGAUAUCUUAUCCUUCUUCCUGGACUCGAUUCAGACGGGCACCAAGAUGAUCACCGAGCCUCCCCCUAACAAGCGGAGGCGAACGAGCUCUUCUGAUGCCAAUCGCGGUCUGAACACGCAGGUCACUCCGGAACUGAGUCGUGCGUUGCGCAAGGUUACCUUUGUACUGCAAAUCGUGGACAGCUCGGAUCCCGUGUCACAUCCCGAACUGCUCGACGGCCUGUUCACGGCUUUGUCUGAGCUUCAGCACUUUAGGACCGUGGUCGGCUCGGAAUUAGGCUACCUGCAGAACCUGAUCCUGCGCAGCCUUCUCGCCAUGAUGCCAGCCUACAAGGCCAACAAGGACCUCAAGGUGGACAGCUCUGGUGGCUACGGAGACCUGCUCGUUAACUGCAUCCAGAAGUCGUCGAGCCCGGUUGUCCAAAACGCCGCGCUGCUGCUGAUUGCGAAUCUGGCCACCAUUGCGCCGCACCUGGUGCUGCACAGCGUCAUGCCAAUCUUCACCUUCAUGGGCACAUCGGUGCUUCGCCAGAACGACGACUACUCUGCUCACGUCGUAGCGCAGACGAUCAAGGAAGUUGUGCCUCCACUCAUCGACUCACUGCGGCAGGGUCAGAAGAGCCCCGUUGCCGGAGCUUCGGACAUCCUGGUGAGCUUCACGACGGCAUACGAGCAUAUUCCAGUGCACCGACGGCACGGUUUGUUCUUGGCCCUGGUGGAGACCAUGGGACCCAAGGACUUUUUGUUUACGCUGGUGGCCAUGCUUGUCGACCGAUAUGAGCUGAGCGACGACCUGCUGCAGUUCGUUCUCGAUCUCCUCAACGCUUUCAGCAUCGAAAUUCAGCUCGAGACAUUGGUCAAGCUGCUGGAUCUUACCUCGGAUCUCUUCAAGCCCAAGCCUGGCUUGUCGUUGGUGCUGCUCGGAAGCGGCGACGAGGGCGAAGAGAAGGACGUGGAGAAGAUUGCCCUUCGCCAGCUCUCCGUGCUGCCGAACCUCUUAGCAAACCGGAAGCUCAAGGCACAGAUCAGCAAGCUUGCCGAUCGAGAUGACAUGGAGACGUCCGAGGUCCGGCAGCUCUACGCGACGCUGCUGGAGGACGUUUUGGUGCUCGCGGAUACGGUCAAGUCGAACAAGAGCCUGCACACCCGGUGUGGAAAUGCCCUGGCCAACCUGCUCAACCUGCUCUCGAUUGGCGAGUUCAUCAAGGCCGUGGAAAGCCUGCUGGACAGGCCGAACCUGGAUCUGCGCCAGAAGGUGCUUCGUGCGCUGGAGCUUCGCGUCGGCUCGGAGAGCAACACGGACGUUGCCUCAAGAACAGCCCUGCUUACCUUUUUGCCACAGCUCACGGCUGCCAUCCGGGAGUCGAGCGACAUCCGCUACAAGCACACGGCGGUCACAUGUGUCGACAAGAUUGCCGAAAAGUACGGCAAGAAGGACAUCGAAGCCGUGGUUGCAGCCGCGUCAACGAUUGCCGGGGAGCACUGCCUUGGCCAAGACGAGAAGCAGCUUCGCAUCAUGGCCCUCCUAUGCCUCACCUCUCUGGUGGACGUGCUGCAGGACGCCAUUGUGCCCGUCCUGCCCAUUGCUCUUCCUCAGGCGGUCGCCUAUCUCAACCUGAGUCUGCAGGAGGAAACGCGAGACGAGGAGCUCCAUGCAGCCGGCUAUGGGUUCAUCAGCGCUCUGGCCGAGCAUUUGCCGUACAUGCUGUCCACCUACGUCGGCCAGAUCUUGGAGGUCUCCAACAAGUCUGCGGAAGCCGGCCUUGAUGCGGAGACUAAUGAGGCCCGUGUCAGCUGCCUUGAGUUCCUUGCUAAGAAGCUGGAGGCCAAGGAGAUCUUCACAAGCUUGGAGUCGAACUGGGAGAGUGCCACAUCCAGUGGAUUUUUGGCUACGUCCGAAUACAUUGAUAUGCUGGGCAUGGCCAUCGACAAGCACCCCAAGUCUGCCAUUACCAAGAACGCUGGCGUUUUGUCGAGCAUCUUGCUGAAGGCGUUCGACUUGCGGAGACAGAUUCUCGCCAAGGGCGAGACCACUGACGCUGUGCUUGCCCGCGUCGCCUCUUUGGAGGAGUCGAUGAACGACAAGGCGCUGAAGAUGAUUUACAAGCUCAACGACGCCGCCUUCCGACCCAUCUUUGUGCAGAUCGUCGAAUGGUCGAGUGCCGGGCUUUCCAAGGACAAGGCUGGAUUGGCCGCUCGACGAUACAGCGUUUACGGAUUCCUGCGGACAUUCUUCGACAGUCUCAAGUCAAUCGUGACCAACUACGCCACGUACGUGCUGGAGGAUGCCGUCAAGAUUCUGUCUUCCGUCGAUCCCAAGGUUAGCGCCGAGAAGCAGCUCUGGAGCCGCGUCCUCAAGACACUGGCCAAGUGCUUCGAGCACGACCAGGACGACUUCUGGCAGGCGCCGUCGCACUUUGGAGCCAUUGCCCCCGUGCUGAUGGAGCAGUUCAACCACGCCGUGUCUGUCGACGUGGAAGAAGCCCUGAUCCCGACGACAGUUGAGCUUGCGGCAGCAGCGGACUCUCAGGCACACCAGAAGGAGCUCAACUCGGCGCUGCUGAAGCACCUGCGGUCAGAAAAGGCGGCCAUCAGGCUGGCCGCCGUCAAGUGCGAGCAAGCAUUGACCGAUCGACUGGGCGAGGAGUGGCUCUCGAUGUUGCAUGAGAUGCUGCCCCGGAUCAGCGAGCUGCAAGAGGACGACGACGAGGUGGUUGAGCGAGAAACGCACAGGUGGAUUGUCAAGAUUGAGGGCGUGCUGGGCGAGAGCCUGGAUGCCAUGUUGCAGUAAUGCGAUUGUGAGAAGUGUGUAAUGACUUUUUAUGGAGUGGGUGUGUGUGAGGAUAUAUGGAUGGCAAGGUGAACAGAUACACAGUUGUCACGGCUGUUGAUAUGGGGUAUAUAGUCGUGCUGUUGUUUACUGCUGAGAUUGUAUAUCGGAUCUGAAGCAUU